Messenger RNA from Notodromas monacha, 1203 nucleotides. The record is from the annotation of a GenBank genome assembly. Lineage: Eukaryota; Metazoa; Arthropoda; Ostracoda; Podocopida; Cyprididae.
AUGGAUCAGUCUGCAUCCGGUUUACUUUCGUGGCUCAUGACCCGCCAUUCACCUGUUCCUAAACAAAUCUAUAAAGAGGACGCCCGAGCAUCCUUUCCGUAUUCAUUGUCUGUCAAGAUCUUGUGGAUGUUGUUGCUGGACGAAAUAUACUCUAACACUUUUGGAGCCAUAAAGGCUUUUAUGGAAAUGGCAAUUGUUAUUGCCAACGAUCAGGAGGAAUCAGGCAUGGAUCCAACAGAUGUUCGGAUGGAGAAGAAUGAUAUCUUCUUCACUUGGCAUCGAAUGGCGUUUCUGAAGAUCGCGACGUUGCUGCUGUGGCUGCUGGUUGGUGCUGGUGCGGACUGCGGUCCAGAAGACGGCGUCUUCAAGUGCCGGGACCUUUGCGGAGAGGAGGUGCGGGACGCCAGUGGCUACAGACGUCGGGUGACGUUUAUUGGGUCAACGCUGUUUUUGGACUGCGUUCGUCAGGCGGAUCUCAAGGAGGUGAAGCUGGUGUCGCCGACGGUCUGCGUCGCGCGUCGUGUCGAAAUGGAUCGUGUCGUGAAGCCGUGGAGGUGGUGCGAGGAGGUUGUGCCCCCCAAACUGGAGAUCUCGACGGCGGCAGUUCCGCCCGUGGUUGACGAGCCUUGCCCUGUGGUGCCAACGGCCAACCUGGCGGUCGUCCACAUGCCGGCAAGCAAAACGCCGUUUGUGGUUUGGGCACCGCCCUCGACGCAACAAAGCGUUGUAGUGGCCCAAGAGGUGCCACACGUCAUUAGGGCACCGUCGUCAACGCUGGAGGUGACGGUCAACAUCAAACAUGGUGUUGCGCACGUCGAGGCGGACGUGGACCCGUGGACGGCAAUGGUCCUGGUCUUUAUGGGCCUUGGAGGUGCUGGGGCUACAUCCUUGGCAGUCUUUUUGGUCUGGCUUGUGAAGUUCAUCAGGAACAAGUCAUCGUACAUGAGGGAGUUGGUGCGCAUGCUGACGCUGGAGGAUCAGCAGGAUCCGGAAGCCCAACCAGUGGUGGACCUGCUGGGGCUGGAAGAGGCGGAUAAACCCGUCGCAGAAGAAAAGGAGGAAGAGUUGGUCCUUGAGGACAAUAAUCCUUUCAAAGAGAUGUUGAACGCGUAGAUAUAAAAUCGCGUCAAAGAAAGAGAGUGCCAUUUUCGUACCCGCAUUUUUAUAUGGGUCUCUUGGCAAUAGAGAAAUUUGUAAAAAGAA